This is a messenger RNA of Saprolegnia diclina VS20, 503 nucleotides long. RefSeq lists its product as hypothetical. The transcript has a single exon. Bases 11 to 307 code for a protein of 98 amino acids. NCBI's taxonomy places the organism in Eukaryota, Oomycota, Saprolegniomycetes, Saprolegniales, Saprolegniaceae. Gene Ontology annotation, molecular function: protein binding. The record is from RefSeq and is a predicted model, not a curated record.
GUGCAGCAAGAUGAGCAGCAACAUGAACGUGUCGGACGCGCUGCCCGAGCUCCUCGACGUGGUCGACGUCCGCAUCCGGCCAGCCGUUGGCAGCUCGUCUCUUUCCUCGAGCGUGAGCGCAGGACCCGCGAGCGCGCUGCAGUCGGACGCAAUGACCCUCGACAUGAACCGCAUGGCGAUUGCCGUCGACCUGCAAGAAUGCUGCCUGCCGCCAGGAUGGCGGGCGCGCUACUCACCGCACCAUCGAAAGGUCUGCUACUUCCACGAGUCGGGUAUGCAGCAAUGGACUCAUCCCAGUGCGCCGUAAACGAAUCGGCAACGCCCACCUCUUCCACAGCACGUGCUCGGAUGGAAGAUUCACUCGACCGCCGCCAUGCGCUCUUGAUCGACGACUGCGCCGUGUAGCCUCUCAUGACGUGUCCAAGCCGCCCGUCUCGAGCACUCACUUCAUGUAUACCGUUGCGUCCAAUACGAGUUUGCACUUUGAGUUUGCACUUUGACGA